Molecule: messenger RNA, 1902 nt
Organism: Zingiber officinale
Lineage: Eukaryota; Viridiplantae; Streptophyta; Magnoliopsida; Zingiberales; Zingiberaceae
Product: AT-hook motif nuclear-localized protein 23-like
Exons: 2
Coding region: 823-1695 (290 amino acids)
Cellular component (GO): nucleus
Molecular function (GO): minor groove of adenine-thymine-rich DNA binding; DNA-binding transcription factor activity
Source: RefSeq, a predicted model, not a curated record
UCACGUUACAUUUAUGUCCGCCAACACGUAAUCUAAAUGCGCUAACGUGGAGUCUAUUGUUUGGUCAGGAGGGGUGGGGUCCCACCAGGAGCUGGUGCUGAGGGGGAGGGCGGAAAUCCCGGGCUCCAUCGACGCCGCCGCCUCCUCGGGGUUACGGAGGGGGAGGGGGAGGGAGGGAGGACGACUACUGACUAUUUAUUGGUUGCUGAGGUGGGGCCCACCGGAGUCGUGAAGAAUGGCGGGGUCCACCGCCGACAGGAACGCGGGCGCGGCUGUAGGCCGACUCGCUUGAAUUUGCGGUCCGGACCGGAUUCUUGAGGACCGGAGAGGAGGGGGCAGAGAGACAACAAAGCGUGGGCCCCAAAGCCACUCUUGUUCAUGAACCUAUCCACUUAGCUCCUCCUCGCCUUUAAUCCAAACCCUAGGUCAACUCACUAAACCCUAGACUAACAACUCCUUAACCAUGGUUUAAGCCCGGCAUUAAUGGAUGGAAAAUGCAUCGCCAUCAAAACCCCACAACAAAUAUAUUAUAUGCCAUCACGGCUUUCUCUCUCUUUCUCAAUCACUGUACCAAUUUGUAUUAUUUUUUAAGUUUCUUCAACUCCUAGGCAACCCCUCUUUGUCUCCUCCAUUGGAAAACCAUCUUCUCCUCCCCUUUCUUUCUUUCUUUCGCUCUUUCUUUCUUCUUUCCCCUUGAUCCUCGUUUGCACAUACUUCUUCAAUUCCAAUCUCAAUCGGCUAGCUAGCUCUUCCGUCUUGCUCGAUUGCUUCUUCCCCCUCCACUUGUUUUUCGUCCUCGAUCAUUAGAAGACCCAUUUAAAUAUGGUUAUGGCCGGCUUGGAUCUGAGCACCGCUGCGAGGUACGUUCACCACCUCCAUCACCGGCCCGAUCUCCACCUCGCGCACCAGCAGCCCAACUCCGACGACGACAACAACGCCAGCGCCAACGGCGAGAACCACGACCAAUUCAGCGGCGCGGCGGAGCGAGACGGGUCGUCGCCGUCGGCGCCGCAGGGAGGAGACGUGGCUUCGCGGAGGCCGCGAGGGCGGCCGGCGGGGUCGAAGAACAGGCCGAAGCCUCCGGUGAUCAUCACGCGGGAGAGCGCCAACGUGCUGCGCGCCCACAUGCUGGAGGUCGGCGCCGGCUGCGACGUCUUCGACUGCAUCGCCACCUACGCCCACCGCCGGCAGCGCGGGGUCUGCGUCCUCAGCGGCAGCGGCGUCGUCACCAACGUCACGCUCCGGCAGCCCUCUGGGUCGGGCGCCGCGGGCGGGGUGGUGACUCUGCAGGGGCGCUUCGAGAUCCUGUCGCUGGCGGGCUCGUUCCUUCCUCCGCCCGCGCCGCCCGGGGCCACCAGCCUCUCCAUCUUCCUCGCCGGAGGGCAGGGCCAGGUGGUGGGAGGAAACGUCGUUGGCGCGCUCUACGCGGCCGGGCCGGUCAUCGUCAUCGCCGCGUCGUUCACCAACGUGGCCUACGAGCGGCUGCCACUGGAGGAGGAGGAAGCCCUCCAACAACAAGCAGGAGAUGGCACCAGCAGCGGCGGCGGAGGCGGCGGGAACAUUAACAAUCCCUUCCCUGACCCGUCCUCGAUGCUUCCAUUGUUCAAUUUCCCCCUCAACAACAUGAACCAGCUGCCGGGAGUGGACGGACACGGUUGGGCUGGCUCCUCCACCGGCCAGCCGGCGCCGUUCUGAUCAUUUAGCUCCUCACUUCGCCGGCAAAGGUCAGAGAAAUCAUGCCAUUAACAUGCGCUGCUACUACUGCUACUACUCCAUCUUUUAUUGUCUACUACUCCUUCGAUCGAUAUAUCUCUCCGCAAGACUAUAUGUGCCGAGAUCUUAAUGUAUUAAUUAAUUAGACCUCUUGUUUGUUCUUAAUCUUAUCAGUAAUUCAUUCAGUCA